CACCAUGAAGAACAUCAUUCACAUAAUUCCCACCGCCCCAAGGUGAUGAGCCAGCGACCCAGUGGAAGUAUGCUGUGGUUACAGGCCAUUGGAUCUACACUUGUUAUCAGCAUAGCCCCAUUUUUCAUUCUAUUCUUCAUUCCACUUGAUAAUACCAAAAGCAGUGAGCCUUUGUUGAAAAUAUUACUCAGCUUUGCUUCAGGAGGAUUGCUUGGGGAUGCCUUCUUGCAUCUGAUUCCCCAUGCUCUGAUGCACAAGGCUGAGACAGAUAGCUCACACCAUCAUGAAGAUGGACAUCACCAUUUCCACAGUCAUGGUCAUACUCAUGCCCAUGAUGAGUCUGCUCAUGGUGAUCAUCAUCAUGUACAUGACAUGAGUGUUGGAUUGUGGGUUCUUGCUGGCAUAUUGGCUUUUCUCAUGGUUGAGAAGUUUGUAAGGAUUAUGAAAGAGAAGACUCCAGGCAGCCACCACCAUCACCACCACCACCACAUUGAACCCAAAGCAAAAGAAAGAGAAGCUUCAAGUAGAGAUUCUUCUCCAUCUGCAGCCAAGGACCAGCACAAAGGUCAAGGAGAUGAGAAAAAGAAUGAAAAUCAAGAUUCUGAGAAGGAAGAGGAACAACCAAAGGAGGAAAAGAUAGAGGAAGAGCCAAAGGAGGAAAAGGAAGAAGUAUCUAAUCCUCCAAGCCCAAGUUCAGAAGAUAUCAAAGUGGCAGGAUACCUGAACCUAGCUGCAGACUUCACUCAUAACUUCACAGAUGGGCUUGCUAUUGGAGCUUCAUUUCUUGCUGGACAAAGCAUUGGAAUAGUCACAACUAUAACUGUCCUGUUGCAUGAAAUACCUCAUGAAAUAGGAGACUUUGCAAUUCUCAUUCAAUCAGGUUGUAGUAGAUACAAGGCUAUGCUGUUGCAAUUAGUAACUGCUAUAGGAGCACUGGCAGGGACUUUUACUUCCCUCUUUGCUGAAAGCAUUGGUAAUGCAGCCCCAGCCUGGAUUCUACCCUUCACUGCAGGUGGUUUUAUCUAUAUUGCCACUGUGUCUGUGAUCCCUGAGCUAUUGGAGGACACCAAGUUAUCCCAAUCAAUCAAGGAGAUAGCAGCUCUUCUGGUAGGGGUAUACAUGAUGGUUCUUAUAGCUGAAUAUGAAUGAGAACUGUGAAAAUCUUAUGGUCAAGUAUGUCAAAUCAAUUUGUUUUAUAGUUCUCUGGUUUUUGAAUGGGCAUUUAAUUUAGAUGCUUAUGUGGUGUUCCAUUUUGAAAGGACACUAUUUAUUUUGAUACAAAUGAAGUUUUAUGUUGAUGGAUGCUUCCCUUUAUGUCGGAAUCUCAUCCUAUUUUUCAUUUCAUUGCUGGAGAGUACAAGUCAAGCGUUCUCUACAGAGUAUGACAAAAAGAUGACCAACAACAUUGAGUUGCAGUAUCUCAGACUGCUUUGAUUAAAUUUCACAAAAUUUUGUUUGAAUUUAGCAUACCUAUUUUUCAGAUUUCAAAAUAAGCCAAGUUCCAUUGAUUUAUAUAAAAUUCAAUAUAAAAAUGCUGGAAUUCAUAGUGUACAACUCUUCCAAUGAGAGCCUGCAGGAGUACUAACACUGGGAAAGUUAAAACUUGAUGGCAUCUGAAAUGCUUCACCACCUGCAGAAGCUAAUUUGUUCUGAUACAGUCAUUUUUUAGUCAUGAAAAUUUGUAUUGAUUUGAGAGGUUUACAUUUUUAGCUUACAAUAUCUUGUACUCCUCUUUCUAAAUUUUAAAGAUCAUCUGAAAGUUUCAAGCUUUCUUUGUUAAGUUUCUAAGCAAUUAGAUUUGAAAUAACUGAAUUCUUAGAAACAUUUUAAAACUUGAGAAGAUGGAAUACAAGCUUUGAUCUCUCCAAAUUUAGUGAGAUUUUAUUAAAGCCAACUGAAGAUGCAGCAACUCUUAAGUUUUUAGUCUUUUCUUUUUUUGCCAUACCUUGUACAUUUGAAAUCUCUGGGUUCCCAAGAACUGUUGUUUGUUGAUGUGAGAGUUUACCAAGAUGGAAAAUUGAGCCAACUUGUGAUCUGUACAUGUCUUGCCCAGAGCAGGAUUUGAUACCAUCUGCAUCUUUGUUUCAAAAUAUUUUGCUUACUUGCAAACAGAGGAAAUCCAAAGGAUGUGCCAAAACACGGCCAGGUUGUGGCUCCAAGAAUUCCCUGAAUGUUAUUAAUUAUAAGCAGCCUCCCUGCUUUACUGCUCAAGACUAAAUUUCAUGAGUUUAUAGAGGCCUUAACUGGAGCAACCUGCAGGCACUGAAUCGAUCACUGGCAAUAUGUAACAUGGGAUGUUUCCUUAUUUUUCUGCUUCAUCAUUCCAACUGUGUAUCAGGUUUCUUCACCAUAGAUUCCUCAUGAAGUGAUACUCUUCCUUUUUUCACCUGAUUUUCCAAUGGAUGAUGUGUGGAUGUAUUUUCACUGGGGAAUUUGGUUCAUGGAAAAAGCUGCUUCAAGUGUUAACUUUUCCCACUGCUGGAUCAAUCAAAAUUGUCCAUUUAUUGAUACUGAAUGCUCUUGGUGAUUUCAAAAUAUAUAAAGAGAAUAUUUGUUUUGUUUUUGUGAAACUGAAUUAUGUAUGCAGAGACAGAUCAUGGUGGAAGAUGCUGCCAUGGUAGCAGAGGCCAUACAUAUGAUCCUCAAUGCCAAAUAAAAACUGGAG
Molecule: messenger RNA, 2665 nt
Organism: Darwinula stevensoni
Lineage: Eukaryota; Metazoa; Arthropoda; Ostracoda; Podocopida; Darwinulidae
Source: the annotation of a GenBank genome assembly